GAGGAACGUCGAACAACAGUAACAGCAUGUAAACACUUUCUGACUCAUCACGCCAGAGUCGAAAGAAUAUCUUCUUAUGGGCUCCGACUGACCAGACUACUCGGACUACAUCCUGACUUCCUGUUUGUGACAGCCAUCAUGUCUCUCUUCUUUUCUGGAGCGGUCACUAGUUCACCAAUAAAGAAGCGUCUGCGGUCUAGCGCCGCCUACCAAAGCCUGGACGUGUCCCUCUUGUCUCCCGACUCCUCUUACGUGUGCGAUUUGACUGCGCAGGGCAGCAGCCAUCGCUGUUGCUGCCGCCGCUCGCCCCGCCUUCUCACCAACGGUUACUACGCCGUCACCGACGACAGCUUCCUCCGGGACGACCAUGGCAAUGUGUCUUUGACGCCAUGCACCGCCAGCGUGUCCUAUAAGGAGAACAUCCACAGAGUGUUCCGGCGCAGACGGAGACCCCGCAGUUCGCUGGUUCGCCUGCUGAGCGGCGUCUCUGAAACCUGCCAGUCUUGGCUGGACCACAAAGUCUUCAGGGGCGUGUUUGGGACAGGCCAGCAACUACAUCAGGACAGAGACCAAGGCCGUGAGCCUUUAGAAGACUGGGCCAGGACAGAAGGUUUUACCACAUUGGAGGAGCCGAGCUUGUCAGGGCUGGUCAGUCCAGAACCAGACGACAGCUGCAGCUUCUUCACAUAUGACCCAACUGAAGCACUGCCCCCCGCAGACAAAGUGGCACAGCCCUCCAAGCAGAUCCUCCUGGAGAUUUGCUCAGAAAUCUGUCAAUCAAAGGAGCACUUUACCCAGUCAAUAGGCGGACUCUCUGAAGUCCCACCUCCUUCUGCCUUCUACACCAAUGACUGCCUUCAGGUGGCACCUGAACGCACAGCGAUGAAGACUCUUGUGGUCUUCAUGUUGGCCGUGUUCGUGUUGUGCAGCUGCUUUCCGUGGAGCGCGGGCGUGAUGGCGUGCACAGCGCUGGUGGCGUGCGCAAUGCUGGCCGCGUGCACAUUCGUCAGCAGGUCAGGUCAGAUGGGGCGGUGGAGGCAGGCCAAGACAGAGGAUAUUACGUCACGAAACGAGUGACCCAGCACCGCCUGUUUGCCACCAGAACAGCAACACACACACUUACACUUAGCACUGUUGAGUAUUACUCUCACUUAUUUAAGUUACAUUUAACUUUUUUGAAACAUGUUAGUGUUUUUAUUCACUUGUGUACUUUAGUGUUAUCAAGUUUAAUAUAUUGAAAUCAAUUAUGUGAUGUUUUGAAUGUAAUCAUGUCACUUUUAUACUUUUAUAAGCACCCGUUAAAACCACAAUUAUACAUUCAGAAUGAUUUUUUUUUUACCCUCACUAAUCCUGCACCACGUUCCUGGAGAGAUACAAAUUCAUGUUUUUCAUUGCAUCUAGAGCAGGGGUGUCAAACUCAAAUACAGAGUGGGACAAAAUUUAAAACUGAACAAAGCCGCGGGCCAAGGUUGAACAAAUUAACCUUUUAAUAGGAACCCAAACAAGUUUUGCAUUGAAUAUUGAACAAGCAAGGCUUAUAUAACUUUAUAGUGACAUGCAAAAUCAAGUUUCAAAUAAUAAUAAUAAUAAUUAAAAAAUAUCAAUGGCAUAUCAAAUACAAUUUAAAUAAAAAUUGAAUGCCUCUUUUCUAUUUGCAGCCUUCUGAGGUAAAUAUCAACAUUAACUUUUUCCACAGGCUAAUACAUUUGAAAAUAAAAUAACAAUGAAUAAACCAACCAUUCAGGACUUUAAACGACUCAGUUUGCAACACACUGAUCUAAUCUGAUGUGCCCAAGCCAGAUACCUGGCAUCUUUUCUUGGAUGCUAGUUCAUUCAUGUCGAAGCUCAGGCUUUGAGCUGAGGCAACUUUCACUAUCGAACGAAGGUGUUCAUCAGUCAUUAUAGCUCGUAGUCCAACCAAACCACAGUCUUGGGGGCGUGCCUUAAAGGCACUGCUUUAACGUCCUCUACGAGCUGUCGUCACAUCCGCUUUUCAUCCAUUCUAACAACGUGCCGGCCCAGUCACAAGAUAUGUGCGGCUUCUGUAAGCACACACAUGUGAAUGCAACGCAUACUUGAUCAACAGCGAUACAGGUUACACUGAGGGUGCCCAUAUAAAUAACUUUAACACUGUAAGAAAUAUGCGCCACACUGUGAAUCCACACCAAACAAGAAUGACAAACACAUUUCGGGAGAACAUCCGCACCGUAACACAACAUAAACACAACAGAACAAAUACCCAUAAUCCCAUGCAGCCCUAACUCUUCCGGGCUGCAAUAUACACCGCCCCCCCUCUCCGUGCGUCGGUUGAGGUGGGCGGGGACGCACAUAUUAUGUGACUGGGCCAGCACUCGUUGGACUGGAUUAAAAGCGGACGUGACGAUUUUAGGUAGGGGCACUGAAAUUUGGGAGUUUCCCGGGAGGGUUUGCAAGUAUGAGAAUUAGCGGUGAACGCAGAGUUACCGCGGCACCACCGCUGUAUAUAAUCGGCGGGCCAGCUCUAGUGUUAAUGUGAUAUCGCCUCAAGAGCCAAGUGAAAUUACACGGCGGGCCAAAUUUGGCCCGCGGGCCAGAGUUUGACACCCAUGAUCUAGAGGGUUGUGUUACUGUACUUAUCAUUGUACAAAACAGCGCUCAUCUGUCAUUUCUUGAAAUAAAAACAGAAACAAAAACUAA
Nerophis lumbriciformis (worm pipefish) is the source of this 2676-nucleotide messenger RNA. It is a transcript of the gene tmem71, whose product is annotated as transmembrane protein 71. The record is from RefSeq and is a predicted model, not a curated record. NCBI's taxonomy places the organism in Eukaryota, Metazoa, Chordata, Actinopteri, Syngnathiformes, Syngnathidae.